AUGAUAAGCUUGUGCCAUCAAGUGUCCCUGAUCCUCUUCUUCUCUCUGUUGACUGGGACCAUCUUGCAAAGCCGAGCUGUAUCCCUAUCCGGGGAACUGCGCUGCCAGUGUGUUGAGUUGUUUUCAGGCAGGAUCCCCAUAAAACUCCUUGCCCGACUAAAUCUCUACCCUGCGGGACCUCACUGUGCCAACACCGAAGUCAUAGCCACCACCACAGAUGGGAAAGAGGUCUGUCUGGACCCUGAGGUACCUUGGGUCAAGGUGGCUAUCGAAAGGAUUCAUGAAAAGCAGCCAACGCGGAACCACUCCACCGGCUGCUGGACAAACAAGCCCCUUGGGAAUGGGGCAAGCGACAAGCCGCCGCGUUCCAGGCAGUGA
Molecule: messenger RNA, 378 nt
Organism: Heteronotia binoei (common prickly gecko)
Lineage: Eukaryota; Metazoa; Chordata; Lepidosauria; Squamata; Gekkonidae
Product: alveolar macrophage chemotactic factor-like
Exons: 4
Coding region: 1-378 (125 amino acids)
Biological process (GO): antimicrobial humoral immune response mediated by antimicrobial peptide; neutrophil chemotaxis; cellular response to lipopolysaccharide
Cellular component (GO): extracellular region
Molecular function (GO): CXCR chemokine receptor binding; chemokine activity
Source: RefSeq, a predicted model, not a curated record